Messenger RNA from Spinacia oleracea (spinach), 1510 nucleotides. RefSeq names its product NAC domain-containing protein 72. Lineage: Eukaryota; Viridiplantae; Streptophyta; Magnoliopsida; Caryophyllales; Amaranthaceae. The record is from RefSeq and is a predicted model, not a curated record. The coding region runs from base 70 to 1179 and encodes 369 amino acids. Gene Ontology annotation, molecular function: DNA binding. The transcript is spliced from 3 exons. Gene Ontology annotation, biological process: regulation of DNA-templated transcription.
CCUUAAUCUCGAAGAAUUGGCAUUUGAAACAUUCAAAUAUUCUACCCCAAAAAACAAAUCAAAAAAAAAAUGGGAGUUGAAGACAAAGAUCCACUGGCUCAAUUGAGUUUACCACCUGGUUUCCGAUUUUACCCUACCGAUGAAGAACUUUUGGUUCAGUAUUUAUGUAGGAAAGUUGCUGGUCAUGAAUUCUCUCUCCAAAUCAUCGCCGAAAUCGAUCUUUACAAGUUCGAUCCUUGGAUUUUACCAAGUAUGGCGAUGUUCGGGGAGAAAGAAUGGUAUUUCUUUAGCCCAAGGGAUCGGAAAUACCCAAACGGGUCCCGACCAAAUAGAGUAGCUGGGUCGGGGUAUUGGAAGGCAACUGGAACAGAUAAAAUAAUCACAACACAAGGGAGAAAGGUUGGAAUUAAAAAGGCCCUUGUAUUUUAUGUCGGUAAAGCACCUAAAGGUACCAAGACUAAUUGGAUUAUGCACGAGUAUCGCCUCACAGAACACAACCGUAAAGCCGGUAGUUCCAAGUUGGACGACUGGGUAUUAUGUCGAAUCUACAAGAAAAAUUCCAGUGCAGCCAAGCCUACAGUAAGUUUGGAGCAUAGCACAGCUGAAACAUCCUCCUCGUCAUCAUCGCAUCUUGAUGACGUGUUAGAAUCUUUACCAGAAAUCGAUCACCGUUCAUUCGCCUUGCCACGUAUGAAUUCUUUCAAGAAUAGCAAUAGCAAUAGCAAUGUUGCCCAACAACAGCAGCAGCACCACCAACAACAACAACAACAACAACAUCAGCAACAACAAAAUCCACAAAGUCACAAAUUUAACCUUCAGCAACUGGGGUCGGGUAGUUUUGACUGGGCCUUUCUUGCCGGGUUAACUUCGGUACCUGAAUACACUUUCAAUGGGUCAACCCAACCUCAAUCGGGGAAUAAUAAUGGAAAUGACAUGUUUGUCCCUUCAUUACCACCCUUGUCACAAGUGGAAUCUUCUGUGGAUAACAAACUUCGUACCACGAGGUUAAGCGAUGAGGAGGUCCAAAGUGGUAUUUCAACUAAUCAAAGAUUCAAUUCGGGCUAUUUCAAUCACAACAAUACCAACGUGUUCACUCAAAACUACCACAACUCGAUGGACUUGUUCGGGACGGGUCAUUCAAAUCAGUUUUCGGGUUUUGGGUUCGGAUUCAGACAGUAGACUCUGGGAUUAAACAGUUUUGGGUAGUGAACAACAUUGUUGGCAAAAGUUCUGAAGAGGGUAUUAGAUGUAAAUAUCUCUCAUUUGUUGGGCUAACUUUUGGGGAAAGUAGAAGUGAAGGAAAAGUAAAACAAAGUUUUAGUCUUUGAUUAAAUUAUUUUGGUUUUAGGGAGUGUAACGGAAAGGUAAAAGACUAAAAGGGGGAUGGAUGAGUUUGUCAAUUUUUUUGUCUAGUUUGGUAAAGCUCAUGGUAUAAGGUUCAAUGCACAAUGUGAUGAAAAUCUGAAAUUGAUAAAUGUAAUGCCAAUAUUUGAGGCGCCGAAUUUCUUUA